AUGGUUGUGCACGCAUUCCGAAGUUUCGGGAGUGAACCUAGAUGCCUACGAGAGACACGGUUAUUUGGUUCUAGGAACCGCCUUAAGGGAGCUCGACGAACCCAUAGGAACCGACCCAAGAAAACAACACCGGCCAAAAUAUACCCUUCUCCAACACUCUAUUAUGGAAAUAUUCAAGAUUACUAUGGCGCUCCACGUGAAUACUAUGCGAUUCCUUGCGCUGACACCCUAGAGGUCAUGAGGAGCGAUACUAUGCUCCGGAUGAUACAUAUGUUGAAGAGUGGCAUUACUGCAGACGAACUCAUUCACGAAUAUGAGGUCGAUCCAACUUUUCGUUCCAGUCUAGAGGGAGUAUUGCAGCGACUGCGCAAUAUAGCAACAGGGCAAGGUUGUGACGUUACCCGUGAUCUGGUUAUUUUCUUCGAGCGUGUAAUAGAGCGACCUCGUGAAAAUCCACACUUUGUAGACCGCGCAUAUACAUUAAAACGCUUACAGGAGUUUUGGAAACGUAGGGAGUUUGUACGUUAUCGAGGUCUAUUCAAGCGUGUAUUCUGGCGAAUGCGAGAAGUAGCCGCUAAAAUGGAAUAUGCCGGUGUGACACUGGACGACUUCCGUAACCCGGCACUGUGGUGGCGUUACGGCGUAUUCAAAGGUCUACCACGUUCAUCCAUGGUGGACAAUUAUCGCAUAAAACACAAAAUAGCUCUAGAGUCUGACAUACGUGACUUCUAUUUCAUAGAUGCGGACACUCAAGAAGUGCGCUGUAUACUUGAUCCGGGAGCCGAUGGUUGUAAGAGGAUCCGGAUAGAAUCAUUGGAUAACCGUGUCAUCGACAGGAUGGCUAAUGAUUUGAGAAACCUCGGGGUAUUCCCCACCGGUGAAUGGCAUACAAUGAACAUGUCACGUGUGGACGAAUUGCAGAGGGAAUGUUCCUCUGACGACUCCCAACGCGCUUACGCUAUUAGGGACUUUUACCUCACCCACAAGUACCCCGGAUACCAGGUUGUUGAUGACCCGUAUUACCUGGAGUCAUUGGUCAACCACAAAUAUCGCACAAAGACACUAGAACGGGAUCUUGCAGUGAAGUACGACAAUUGGAUUCGCAGUGGAGCCAGGAGACCAACGCCAAGACCUGUGGGAACCAAGUACCAGCAGAUCGCAAUAUGGAAGAGGCUAUCUCGCAACCAGCGGCGACGUCUUGUGCAGGAGUUCCUUUACCCCCGGCGCACAGCACCCACAACAAAAUAA
Molecule: messenger RNA, 1248 nt
Organism: Babesia sp. Xinjiang
Lineage: Eukaryota; Apicomplexa; Aconoidasida; Piroplasmida; Babesiidae
Exons: 1
Coding region: 1-1248 (415 amino acids)
Source: RefSeq, a predicted model, not a curated record